Messenger RNA from Mucor velutinosus, 1290 nucleotides. RefSeq names its product pheromone-regulated protein prm10. The record is from RefSeq and is a predicted model, not a curated record. The transcript has 4 exons. Lineage: Eukaryota; Fungi; Mucoromycota; Mucoromycetes; Mucorales; Mucoraceae. Gene Ontology annotation, molecular function: alpha-1,2-mannosyltransferase activity. The coding region runs from base 1 to 1290 and encodes 429 amino acids. Gene Ontology annotation, cellular component: membrane; Golgi apparatus. Gene Ontology annotation, biological process: cell wall mannoprotein biosynthetic process; protein N-linked glycosylation.
AUGGGCAUACGAAAAUACUCUUGCUUGCUACUCCAACUAGGCGUGGGCGUGUAUCUCCUAGGCGCACUGUUCUUCUUUGUGGGACGCAAGACCAAUCUAGCCCUGCCCAGCUCGUCGUCUGAUCUCUGGGAGACGCUCAACACAUACAAUACCCACCUACAAAAAGACAUUCCCAAGUACGAUGCUCAAUUCAACGCACAACCUGAUUCCUACAUCAUUGAUCCGCCCAAUCUCCCCUACACAAUGAAGGUCAGCUUACCGCCUGCCAGCAAUACAACAGAACGUCAAGCAGCUGCCUUUAUUGUGCUGGUAAGAAACUCGGAGUUGCCAGGCAUGCUACAGUCCAUGCACGACGUCGAAGGCAGAUUCAACAAAAAGUUCAAUUAUCCGUGGGUGUUCCUGAACGAAGAGCCGUUUACAGAGGAGUUUAAGCAAUUGACAACAUUGGCAGCAGCGCCCAGCAAGACACAUUACGGGCUCGUGAAUGAAUCCAUGUGGGGUUACCCUUCUUGGAUCAGUCAACCAAAAGCGGCCAAGAUGAGAGAGAUCAUGAAGGAUGUGCCCUAUGGCCAGAGUGAAAGCUAUCGCCAUAUGUGUCGUUUCCAAAGUGGCUUCUUCUGGCGCCAUCCGUUGGUGUUAAGUCUGAACUUGGAGUACUAUUGGCGAGUGGAGCCGGAUGUCAGAUACUUUUGUGAGCUGGACUAUGACCCCUUUCUCUACAUGAAGCAGAACAAGAAGAAAUACGCCUUCAACAUUUCAUUCAAGGAGCACUCUGGCACCAUUGUCACUUUAUGGGACACGGUCAAGAAGUUUGCUCAAGAUGCUACCGCGAACGGCAAAAAUUACUUUCCCCACAGCGUAAAAGACACCAUCUUUCGCUUCUUGUCGACAGACGAAGGCAGAACCUACAAUGGAUGUCAUUUCUGGACAAAUUUUGAGAUUGCACGCCUGGAUUUGUGGCACACGGAAGCCUAUCAGGAGUUUUUCGAGUACUUGGAUCACAAUGGUGGCUUCUUUUAUGAGCGAUGGGGAGAUGCGCCUGUACACUCCAUAUUUGCUGCACUGUAUUUGCACCAAGACGAGGUGCAUUUCUUUAACGACAUUGGCUACAUGCAUAGCAUCUAUCAACAUUGCCCUGCAGAGGAUCGCUUGAUUCGUCGUUGUACUUGCAAUCCUAGCGAUAGCUUAGAUUUCACGGACCAUAUGAGUUGCUUGACCGAAUACAUGGAAGCAAGACAUUAUAACAAUCCCAAUGAUAAGAGAACUGUCAAUGACAUGCUUUUAACGUAG